This is a messenger RNA of Dictyostelium discoideum AX4, 1122 nucleotides long. RefSeq names its product AAA ATPase domain-containing protein. Gene Ontology annotation, molecular function: ATP hydrolysis activity; ATP binding. The record is from RefSeq and is a predicted model, not a curated record. Bases 1 to 1122 code for a protein of 373 amino acids. The transcript is spliced from 3 exons. Lineage: Eukaryota; Evosea; Eumycetozoa; Dictyosteliales; Dictyosteliaceae.
AUGACAGAUAUAGAAAUAAAAGAAAAUGAAGAAAACAUAACUAUAAUUAAUAUAGGUAUUGAAAUUAUAGUGAAUGAAAGAUCAAAUGCAUUAUUCAACACAUUAAAAUCAAAUAUAGAAUCAUUUAUAAAGCAACGACCAAAUAAAGAGAAUGAAAUAAUUCAAACACUUUAUUCAUUGAACAAUUCAUUGGAAAGAGCAGUUAAAUAUUUCGAUUAUCCUGAUAAAUCAAUUGAUUAUUAUAAAAUUAUUUUAUUAGGAAUAUCUGAUAAAAAUAAUAAUAAUAAUAAUAAUAAUAAUAAUAAUAAUAAUAAUAAUAGUAAUAAUACAUUUCAUAUUAAUUAUCAAAAUAAGGGUAUUAUACCUACGAUACCAAUUAAAUUUCAAAUAAAUUAUCAAACAUUUAUAUAUAAAUUAUCAACAGAACCACCACAAAGUGAAUUAUCUGAUGAUUUAGAAACUUCACCACCCUAUCAACAAUUAGUUUUACCAAAUAAAUCAAUUGAAACACUUUGGGAAAAUUUAAUUUAUGAAGAUGGUUUAAAAUCAAAAUUAUUAUCAUAUAUGUCAACAUUAAUUUUAUUUUCAAAAUUUAGAAUAGAUUCAAAUAUUGUAUCAAAUAAUAAAGUAAUAUUUUUAUAUGGACCACCAGGUACAGGUAAAACAAGUUUAGCCAAAGCAUUAGCGCAAAGAAUAUCGAUUGUAUAUAGGGAUAGAUAUCAAUUUUCACAAUUGAUUGAAAUUAAUACUCAUAGUUUAUUUAGUAAAUGGUUUUCAGAGAGUGGAAAAUUAGUGAUGAAAAUGUUUGAGAAUAUAAAAGAGUUAUUAGAGGACCAAAAUUGUUUUGUAAUGAUAUUAAUUGACGAAGUUGAAAGUUUGGCAGCAGCAAGAAGUUCAGCAAUUAACAAUGGUACAGAACCAAGUGACUCGAUUAGAGUGGUGAAUGCAUUUCUAACACAAUUGGAUCAACUAAAACAAUAUUCAAAUGUUUUAGUUGUUGCAACUUCAAAUAUAACGAAAGCGGUUGACCUCGCCUUCAUUGAUCGUGCCGAUAUUAAACAGUUUAUUGGACCACCACCAAUCGAUGCAAGAAAAAUACAUCUUUCAAACUAUAUUCACUGA